AUGCAUGCGGUCGAUAGGGCCAUCACCAAUUUGGAUCAGAUCGAUCUAGAUCGGAAAUCCCUGGCAGGUAUUGAAGCAGACCGUGCCAUCGGACUGCAUAGUGAACUCGGGGGUGCCGGCAGUUACACUCACAUGUCCAACAGGACAUUCAUUAGGGCCGCAACAUCUACAUCCUCUACCGAGUUAUGGGCGAUGCUGGCCGCACCACUAACCAAGACGACUUCAAGCCCAAGCUCUGGUCGAACCAGGCGGGCGAUUGCUGGAAAGCACUCGGUCAGUGCCUUUUGGAGUGGCGCCGGGAUAGGAAUGCUCCUUGGCAUCUCUCAUGGGCCAAAGACGAUAAAUCUGAGAUAA
Aspergillus pseudonomiae is the source of this 354-nucleotide messenger RNA. RefSeq lists its product as uncharacterized. The record is from RefSeq and is a predicted model, not a curated record. Lineage: Eukaryota; Fungi; Ascomycota; Eurotiomycetes; Eurotiales; Aspergillaceae. The transcript has a single exon. Bases 1 to 354 code for a protein of 117 amino acids.